This is a messenger RNA of Folsomia candida, 792 nucleotides long. RefSeq names its product urease accessory protein UreE. The transcript has 2 exons. Bases 79 to 663 code for a protein of 194 amino acids. Lineage: Eukaryota; Metazoa; Arthropoda; Collembola; Entomobryomorpha; Isotomidae. The record is from RefSeq and is a predicted model, not a curated record.
UAAGAUAUUUCUUCCAGUAGGUCCAGUCUAACCCCAUCGACAAACUAUUCUCUAAAACUAACAAUUUACCCAAAUAAAAUGAAUCCUUCAAUUUUCCUUGUCUUCUUGUUCAUCUCCCUUUCAGCAGGUGGAGUUGUUAACCACACUCCUUGCGGCGGGGAAGGCACCUUCACCGAAAUCAGGGUCGACACCUGUUCCGGAGACGUUUGCGCUCUGAGUCCUGGAACUUUGUACGACGUUGAGGCAGAUUUUAUCGCGCAUCACGCCGCGUCCGGUCUGACACUGCGUGUCACAGCAAAUUCCACGAAUCCUUUGGGACAACAGGACGUAAUUUUGGACCAGGAACUCCCAAACUCUGCAGUCACUGCAGGAAAAGUGUACACAAUUAGGUUCGACGCCAAUCCGCCGGUCCAUCUUUCUGGCCAAGCUUUCGCUGUCAAGAUAGAAGUUGGGCAUGUCCACACUGAGGAGGAGGAUGCGCAUAACCAUGAAGAAUGUCAUGCAGGUCAUACACAUGACGACCAUGAGAGUCACGACCACGGUGAUGACGAUGAUGAAGAUGAUCAUGAUCAUGAGGGUCACGUCCACGGUGAGGAUGACGAACAUGACCAUUGUGCUCAUGCUACUGAUGAUUGUGCUGUGAUAGUUGUCACAAUUAACUAAAUCUAAGGGUUAAUUUUCCCAUUGGUUUUGAAAUACUUUCAAAAUAUUGCGUAUGCUUCUCUAUGUCAAUAAAUUAUUAAAUUCAUGCAUAUUUUGGUGGCAGAGUAAUAAAUACAUCAAUUCAAAUCA